AUGAUAAACCAGCCCCACCCCCAUGAGCUGGUGUGCUUUAUAGUGCUUUAGACAUGAGUUUGCUAUUGCUAGACUCCUGCUAGUACAAUGGAUUUUCAAGUCAAUCUUUUGCUUCUAGCAUUAGUAUUCUGUUCUUUGACAAAAUGUCAGGCUCAAACCUGUGGUGAUAUUGGGACCAAUGCUCAGGAGUUCACUGAGAGCAGAGAACAGAAUUUCUUCCUCAACACUCAAGAUCCUGCUCCGUGUGACGGGACAAUCGAUCAGUUUGAGUACUGCUAUUACCUCACUGACCAGGUCUCAGCACGUCAUCUGUUUACAUUCGCUGUGUAUAGGGAAACAAACCCAGGGAGUAACGCAUACACUCCAAUUUCUGAUCCAUUCAACACUGGUACAACUUUUUUCAGUCAUGGAGGGAACAGUUUUACAUGCAUAACAUAUCCAGCUGGCCAGACAAUCCAAGUUCAAGCUGGUGACAUGAUUGGUGCCUGCAUAUACGACCCUCCAAAUGAGGGAGGAAUAACCGGUAGUAGAGUGCAACUUGACGUAGUUGGGCAAGAGGCUGGUUCUGAUCGAUUCCUGAUGUCAGCAACUGAUAACUCAGGAUGUAGUAACUCAGCUGUUCCUGAUUCCGUUAGUGGUCUCAGUAGAGCGGACUCGUUUGUUAUGCACAUCUAUGCAAGUAUUAUUCCUAUACCAACUACCACACCUCCGGCUGUGGCUACUACUACAGUGGUACCAACUCCUAUGAUAUCGGAAAUCCUUACCUCAACAGUUGCUACUCUAAUUGCUGUUGAAACGUCUUCUGUGGCAUCAAUAAUUAUAUCCACCAGUUCAGUAGAGAUUGCAGCACCUGUAUCAUCAACUGUUAGUCCAAUAACAUCAUCGUCUAUGUUGGGAACAUCCACUAUUGUCAUAGCAACAUCGAGUACUGGGACCCCAAUCCCAAGUGUUACCCGAGUAUCAACUGUGGCUUUAACCUCCGGAAAUCUUGCACUACCUACUACUGUUUUAUCUUCUCCAAUAUCAACAAUUACUACAUUGACAACGUCAGUAACUGAUGGAUCAACAACAUCAACUCCAGAUGUGGUAACUUCCUUCACUAUUCCGACAACCACUCAAACAAACACACCUACCACAGAUUCAAUUUCUACAUUGGCAGUUACAAUGGGCACACCAACAUCUACAGGAGUGGCUGUUACCACCCCGACACCUGCCUCAGUCGAAGCUAUAAUGUCGACAAGCACGUCCACUGCUCAACUACUUGCCUCCUCAUUGCAAAAAGCCUCCAGCUCAGUAACAAUCCAGAGCAGUAUGGUACUGAUUGCUACAAGUUCGGUUCAAGCUAAUGGUGAAUCUCCAGAAAAGACCAGCUCCUUGGAGAUCCAAACUACAGCUACUUUUCCACCACCCCAAAGUACCGAAGAAAGUACUAUGGCUACCACGGCUUCCUCUACCACGGCUUCUAGCGGAGGAAUGACUGUGAUCAUUAUUGCCAUUGUCGUAGUGAUUGUCAUAAUUGUCGCUGCUGUAGCUAUUGUAAUAUUUUUCGUAUGGGUCAGAAAACGAAGGAAACGAAAGCAGAUGCUACAGCUAACACCUGGCUUUGUGAAUGUCAUGUACACUACUCGGAAAUCUACUGCUGGUGCAUCCAACGAAGCAGUGGUGAUCAACGAUAUUUAUGAGGACACUAACACCACUGAUGACAAAUUCAAAGAGGAUUUGGAGAGCACUUAUACGUAUGCUAGUGGAACAUAUGAUGUUGCCAUGGGAACCUAUGACGUCCCUACAGCAGUAACCAGUACCAGUCCGUUGUUUGACAGCUCCGCCUCUUAUGCAGAAUGUGGUCCCAAUGAUAAGAUUCGUGCUCAGUCAACGCCUUAUGGAGAUGCUACUGUCAAAUUCUCUGACCUCUUAGGAGAGGAUGACCGGAGGGAAAUUUACGAUCAAUUAAGUCCUUACCAAGCUCCGGCUUCAAAAGAGAAGGAGAUUUACGGACAGCUGAAGUCAUGGGGAACAAGAAGCAUCCCUCGGAGUGAUAUACAGAUUGUUGGUCAUCUGGGAUCUGGGCAAUAUGGAAGUGUGGACCAGGGAAUAUGGAAGGCUCCAAAAGCUGAACCAGUGGAUGUGGCACUCAAGAGUCUCACCAAAGCAUGUGAGGAAGACAGAGUUAAGUUCCUCCAAGAAGCCGCCAUCAUGGCUCAGUUCAGACACCCUAACGUUAUUGAACUUUAUGGCGUUGUAGUACGAGGAACACCUACACUGAUUGUGGGUGAACUUGCAACCAGAGGUGACCUCAGAACAUUCCUUCAUAAACUUAGGAAAAAUGCUCGUGAUCCAAACCUUGCACAGCUGCUUUUGAAGUGCUCGUACCAGGUGGCCCUUGGUAUGGAGUAUCUAUCGGCAAAAGGUUUUGUACACAGAGAUCUGGCUGCUAGGAAUGUACUAGUCACCGAGGAUCACAUAUGCAAGAUUGCUGAUUUUGGAAUGUCCCGAGAUCUUGCUGAUGAGAACUACUACGUUUCACAAGGAACGGAUAAGAUUCCUGUCAAGUGGACAGCUCCUGAGGCCCUUCACUACAAGAAGUACUCGACUGCCAGUGAUGUGUGGUCCUACGGGUGUCUGCUCUACGAGAUAUGGAGUAUUGGGCACAAGCCGCUUGAGGGAAUAACUAACCAAGAGGCUAUUCGACUUAUUGAUUCUGGCAAGCGUCUCUCUCCACCCCCUGGCUGCCCUAAGAUGAUCUACGAGCUCAUGAUACUAUGCUGGCACCCACAGACAAUGGUACGUCCUACAUUUCAGAGAAAUGUGCUGACCUUUGUCGGCAAUGGAGAUACAAUCCUUGAAGUUCCCAAGAAAGACUCCUCCACAAACCCACUGGCUGGAGUAUUGGGAGCUCCAUUGGAGGCCGGGGAGAACAUGUACUCUCAGCUGCAGAGGAGGUACAGGAACUACGACCACAGAGCUGUUGUGGAGACUGAUGAUGACUACUUUAACCCCACUUCUUUUUGAAUUUAAUAUUUAAUGCACACAUUGUUUGUUUGAUUAAUAAUUUCACCUAUA
Molecule: messenger RNA, 3060 nt
Organism: Halichondria panicea
Lineage: Eukaryota; Metazoa; Porifera; Demospongiae; Suberitida; Halichondriidae
Exons: 13
Coding region: 88-3009 (973 amino acids)
Biological process (GO): protein phosphorylation; cell surface receptor protein tyrosine kinase signaling pathway; multicellular organism development
Cellular component (GO): plasma membrane; signaling receptor complex
Molecular function (GO): transmembrane receptor protein tyrosine kinase activity; ATP binding
Source: RefSeq, a predicted model, not a curated record